AUGGCAAGUUUAUUUUGGAAUAUCGCCGAUGUUCUGCAAGAAGCCUCGCUAAAUUGCUCUCUGGAUAGCUUGCACAAAGAUGCCUUGGCUCAGCUCAUUGCAGGCAUGGAGGCAGAACAGCUCCCUUCAGAUCCUUCCCAGUGCAGCAACCCUUUUCCGUGGCAGAUUGCUGCCGUGUACUUCGACAUUGCCAGCCAGCUUGAGUUGGUGGAACCCCAUGUUCCGGGCGAGCCGGAAGGGGCCCGAGCUGCAGCUGGCGUAUUGCAUGCAGUUUACCAGGAGUUCCAGACGACCGAUAUCGCUUCCCGUCCGCCGUCGCAUUCAAGUGACCUACAAGAGCCAUGCAUUGCGGGGCGAGCGACUCUCUGUGCACACCUGCGAAGCAUCCUGGUGCAGGCUACUUGGGAUGGGCGCUUGCAAGAAGAGCUGGGGCGCGUGGACACAGACUUCCCUGUUGACAAGUCGAGUAAACCGGGCAUUUCGAAGCCGGUGCUACCAGUAGGCAGCUGCACAGGCACAGUCUCACAACUCUACGAGCAUGACCAACCAAACGGCUCAGCGAUGAGUUCAGACUCCAUGCGAAACGAGCAACACCUGCCAUCUAGUCCUUCAAGUCCAGUGGCCGUGCGGCGGUCUGCUUCCAGGUACGAGGCGAGAAGCAGUGCCACGUUGAUAGAGAAGCAAGUCUCACAUCAUCUUCCUGACCUCAGUGACUUAUGCGAUGUUGCAGAGUGUGCUUCUUUUUCUGUGGAACAACUGGAGCACGCCCGCGUUUUCGAACUUUGUGAUGCACAAGACGGCUGGACCCCUGCCUAUUCCCAAGCAUCGCCGCCUGCAGCCCAGCCCGCCUUGCAAAAGCUGCGGCCAUGGGAAGCCAAUUCCUCUCACAGGGCGGAUGCUCUUAUACGGCACUUGGACGAGGUCGGUCGAGGACAGGGUACGGCUGGUGUCGAAAGAUGCCUGUAUGCCGAUGGCGUGUUGCCUCUGUCGAAGGAGUCGUCACCGAAUGAAGGUACUGUGCGAAUGCUCACAGAAAAGAUGACGCAGGAAGGGCCUUGUGCUGGGCAGACCAGUUCAAGCCGAGACAAAGCUAUGACUUCUUCGUUGCUAUCGCUUGCACGUCCUGCGGAGCGACAAGAUGCCCAGCAGCGGAAACAAGCACCUCGGACACCAAAGGGUAUUCAGCAAAACGCUCGCGAACGGCAAGCUGGGCUUGACAAAGCACUGAAAAGUUCUUCUUUGCCACCAGAACCCUCCGUCAAGCUGCCUCAAGUGGUUCAGUGCAGAGGUUCCCAGAAGCCAUCAAGCCUUGCUGCAGGAAUCUACGCACAGUCCUUCAAGAAAGUGUCUUCCAAUGCCGCAGACAAGCGCAGGCUGCACAGGCGAUUUUCUGGACAGGCUUGGCAGAUUCCAGUCGGAGCCAAAGCCAUGGCUGAGCCCCGGACGUUGCCAGCACGUCUUGCACUGGCGGAAGCAAUCGGCUCCAAGCGCGAUCCGCUCACACUGCCUAAGGAGUGCUACACAUCCUUUGUCAUGCCGAAGGGAAAGCCCUCGUGUGGGCUGGUUUGGAUGCACGGCCUCGGAGAUGAUGAGUCGGGCUGGGCAGAUGCACUGGAGGAUAGUUUCGACCUGAGGGGCUUGAAAUCAGGCGGGUCCUGCCGGUUUAUUCUGCCACGUGCCCCCAGACAGCGAGUUACGUGCAACGGCGGUGAAACGAUGACGAGCUGGUUUGAUUUUCUGAAGUUGCCGCUUUCUGCUUCCGAUGCUGACAAAUCUGACAACCUGGGCUGCUCACUGGAGGAGGCUGUCGCGUCGUGCGGCCGCGUCCACGCAGCCAUAGACACACUUGUCGGUGAAGGCAUCCCCGCAGAGCGAAUCGUGGUGGGUGGCUUCUCACAGGGUGGCGCCAUGGCACCUUGGACUUUGCCUUUUCCAAAGCCUCCUCAACUGCUAUCUCUGAAGUGCAGCUGCAUUCACCUGUGCGCGAUGCUGUUUCAAGCAAGGCACUGCUCUCAACGCUCACUUAUCCACAACGCUUGGGCGGUGUCAUCGCGCCUCGUCAUCUUGAUAGUCUUCAGCGGCUUGUGCUUUUUCGGGGAGCAUGUGGCGAAAUUGGUUGAUACUCCACAGUGCCGCGAAUUGAAGGUCUUCUGGGGGCACGGAAACAGGGACAAGGUCCUCCACCCAAGCCUCCAAGAUAUGGGCGUGGAAGCGCUGAGACGUGCAGGAGUAUCGGUGGUGGCUACGAAGUACGAGGUCGAUCAUGGCAAUACGCAGCAAGAGAUGGAUGACGCCGCGGCAUUCUUUGCAUCUGUUGUAGGAGCUGAGCAGCUCUCGCUGCUUUGCCAAAAAAGGAUGCAGCCACUGGUCUACUUGGCUGUUCGAGGAUGGCUCGGAUGGAUUCAGUUCGUGGAAAGAUCUAAAAGGGCCUUUUUGAACAGCUCUUUGGUUCUAGUUGCCGCUGGAGCUGUUCACUGCUGGGCAGUGGUUUACUCUCUCUUCGUCGCAGUGCACACUCGAGCCAUGCGUCAUUCCGGGUAUCACCAGGGCAACGCAGAACAGCUUCCCCAGUCUGUCGCGUUGACAGAAACUUUGGCUGUCAGCUCUCUUUGGGUUUGGCUUAUUGCGGGCUUCACGACCGCGGCCGUUCGCAUGCUGGAUGAAGAUGCCGAUGGACUUCCAUUAGGAAUGGAAGACCUGAAAUGGGGGCCGAUUCUGCGUUUCAUCCGCUCGCCCUUCCUACAUAGUGCUCUUGGGCAUGCCCAUUCAGUCAGCUGCGUGGGCUUAUUUGUCAGCAUCAUCUUUCUGUGCGCAACAAUGGCUGCUAUGAAAGGCGGUAUUACAGUCUGCGAGUCCUGCCUGGCUAUUGUGGCGAUCGGAUUUGCGGUGCCACAUAUGGUGCUAGCCGGCAGGCGACUGAGUGAGUCAGUUGAUCGUGCUUUAUCCGAAGUACUACCAGCAGACAGUUUUGAAGCGGCUGCAGCAGAGGCUGCCGCUGCCGGACCUCAACUGUGCGUGAUCCUGUCCCUGGCAGAUGCACCAGGACAUGCGUAUUGGUGGCAGAAUAUUGUGUACACCAUGGCAUCUAUGGCUUUUGUAGCUGCUGUGGUUGCUUGCGGUCGCUCUCCUUCGAAAUCUGCAAACGUUCCUUUGCCACCUGAGAAAGCCGAGACGCUGGUCUGCCUGCUGCUUGAUGCGAUGACCGCACUUUGCAUCGUCUUAUCUUAUCCUCACCUCAACACCUGGCUCUUGCGAAUUGCCGUGGUGGCUGUCAUCGCUUGUGCUGUGGCUGCGCAGCACAGCCCCGUGCGGGAAAUUUAUUUGGAUUGGCUCGAGCCCAUCUUCGUCAUACGAAGUGACUCGCACAAGCGCUUACCUCAUGGGCAACGACAGCUUCUUCGACAGAUUGCUUGGGUCGCUAGCAUCCUUUGUGCCACUGUGGCGCUCUGGGACAUCGCGCUCCAUCCGUUGGCAGCUGCACAGGGCAAAGGGGCUGAGAUGGCUGGCCAGGCCAUCAAGACUGAGUGA
Messenger RNA from Symbiodinium necroappetens, 3528 nucleotides. The record is from the annotation of a GenBank genome assembly. NCBI's taxonomy places the organism in Eukaryota, Dinophyceae, Suessiales, Symbiodiniaceae.